Messenger RNA from Myotis lucifugus (little brown bat), 1213 nucleotides. It is a transcript of the gene AIF1, whose product is annotated as allograft inflammatory factor 1. NCBI's taxonomy places the organism in Eukaryota, Metazoa, Chordata, Mammalia, Chiroptera, Vespertilionidae. Gene Ontology annotation, biological process: actin filament bundle assembly; ruffle assembly. Gene Ontology annotation, cellular component: actin filament; ruffle membrane. The transcript is spliced from 5 exons. The record is from RefSeq and is a predicted model, not a curated record. Gene Ontology annotation, molecular function: calcium ion binding; actin filament binding. Bases 6 to 479 code for a protein of 157 amino acids.
CUGCGAUGCCUGGGGCUGGUGGGCCGUGGCGGGGCUACAUUAACUUUUGUGCCCCCUCAGGAGGAAAGGCCUUUGGGCUGCUGAAGGCCCAGCAGGAAGAGAGACUGGAUGAAAUCAAUAAGCAAUUCCUGGAUGACCCCAAAUACAACAGUGAUGAGGAUCUGCUCUCCAAAUUGGAAGCUUUCAAGAAGAAAUACAUGGAGUUUGACCUGAAUGGAAACGGAGAUAUCGAUAUCAUGUCCCUGAAGCGAAUGUUGGAGAAACUUGGGGUACCCAAGACUCACCUGGAGCUAAAGAAAUUAAUCAAGGAGGUUUCCAAGGGCUCUGGGGAGACUUUCGACUACUCCGACUUCCUCAGGAUGAUGUUGGGCAAGAGAUCUGCCAUCCUCAAAAUGAUCCUGAUGUACGAAGAGAAAGCAAGGGAGCAGGAGAAGCCAACAUGUCCUCCAGCCAAGAAAGCUAUCUCUGAGUUGCCCUGAUUUGUGGUGGGAUUAAAGGGGCUUCUCAUGACUCCAACACAAAAAAAGAAGACAAAAUUGUGAGCCAGAGUCGAACUAAAAUAAAUUCUCCUCCUUCUCUAGAUGAAGUCAUAUGGUCUCUGUUUGGGGAUUUUUCCCGGGGUUGGAAAGAAGUGAAGCAUCUUUGAGGGACGGGCAGCAAGGAUUUGCUGAAAUGAGCAAUGUAACUACUACAGCAGAUAGUUUUUUGUUUUGUUUUGUUUUAAUCCUCACCAAAGGAUGUGUUUAUUGAUUUUUAAUUAUUUUUUAGAGAUAGACAGAAACAUCGAUGUGAGAAAGAAACAUCAAUCAGUUGCCUCUCCUAUGCACCCCGACCGGGAUUGAACCUGAAACUUUUUAGUGCAUGGGAUGACACUCAACUGGUCAGGGCUACAGCAAAUGGUUGUGUAUGCAAGGGAGAUUCCAGAUGUAUAAGAUAGCCUUGACCUCAAGGAAGUUAGGGGGUAUGAAAAGACAAGUACAGACAAGAAAGGAAGGAAGGAAGGAAGGAAGGAAGGAAGGAAGGAAGGAAGGAAGGAACCCAGGCCUAUCGCGAAGAGCAAGGAUUAUCUUGAACCAACAUUCUCCAUCACUAUAAGCUUUAUGACCUUAACAAAUCACUCAGCCUCUCUGAGUCUUUCACCUGAAAAGAAAGAUAAACAUGUUCCACCCUGCAGUGCCUGACAUAUCAUUAGCCCUCAAUAAUCUUUAAAAGU